Leptonychotes weddellii (Weddell seal) is the source of this 1942-nucleotide messenger RNA. Lineage: Eukaryota; Metazoa; Chordata; Mammalia; Carnivora; Phocidae. The record is from RefSeq and is a predicted model, not a curated record.
GAGGCCUAGAGCGAGACUCAGACCUGGACGGUGGCCCGUGGAGGACAACAGGUUUGCGGAGCGGAGGCAAGGUUUUGCAGCGAGGGGGAAGCCGCUGGUGUACCAAGGAGUCGGAGAGGGACCGUGUUGUGGGGACAUGGCCGCAGCCUCUGCGGUGUCGGUGCUGCUAGUGGCGGCGGAGAGGAACCGGUGGCUGCGAGUCCCGAGCCUGCUGCUGCCGCCUAGAAUGGAAGAAGAAAACUUCAGUUCAGCGGUGGCCUUGAAACUUAAUCAGAGUUUUAAGCUGGAUUUACCAAGAAGCAGCCAUUUUAUAGAUCCGUCUGUGCAGGACAGACAACAGUUUGUCCAGAGAAAUAAUAGCAAGAAAGUGUUCAGUGAUAAUAGCUUAAUGAUAAAUGAAAAGAGGAGGAAAACUCAAGCAGGCAGAUCCAAAAGGAAGAAAUCAGCUCCUGUUAUUUUGUCAAGAGAAUGUGAUGGACAGUCACUUCAUGUAUGUAAUUUUUUUUUCUGGAAUGUUUAUUCUACAAAAGGAAACUUUCUCAUUGGGUUUUUAAAUAGGCAUGUAGAAGUCCAGGUGUUUGGUGACUACCACGGCAAUGCUGUGUACUUGUUUGAAAGAGACUGUAGUGUACAGAGGAGACAUCAGAAGAUCAUUGAGGAAGCCCCAGGGCCUGGUAUUAAACCUGAAAUAAGAAAAAAGCUUGGAGAAGCUGCAGUCAGAGCUGCUAAAGCUGUAAAUUAUGUUGGAGCAGGAACCGUGGAGUUUAUUAUGGACUCAAAGCACAAUUUCUACUUCAUGGAAAUGAAUACAAGGCUGCAAGUGGAACAUCCUGUUACUGAGAUGAUCACAGGAACUGACUUGGUGGAGUGGCAGCUUAGGAUUGCAGCAGGAGAGAAGAUUCCUUUGAGCCAGGAAGAAAUAACUCUGCAGGGCCAUUCCUUUGAAGCUAGAAUAUAUGCAGAAGAUCCUGACAAUAACUUCAUGCCCGGGGCUGGGCCAUUAGUGCAUCUCUCCACCCCUCAGGCAGACCUUUGCACUAGGAUCGAAACUGGAGUGAGACAAGGUAAAAUGAAUUCAAUGAAAAGUCUCGGUCUUGUGGAAUUUUCGGUGCAUUACUAUUUCUGGACAGCAUCUUUUCCCUGUGUCUUAUGGAAAUGUUUAGUAUGUUUUAGAAUAAAGGACUUAGGGAAUGAAUGUCUUCUAAUUUUUCUUCAACUUUCCCCCCUUUUCCAUAAAGAUGUAGACAUAGCUGUAACAUAUAACCGUGAUGGGUCGUAUAGCAUGCGGAUUGAAGAUAAAACUUUCCAAGUCCGUGGUGAUCUUUGUACUGAGGGAGACUGCACUUACCUGAAAUGUUCUGUUAAUGGAGUUGUUAGUAAAACUAAGCUAAUUAUCCUGGAAAACACUAUUUACUUAUUUUCCAUGGAAGGAAGUACUCAGAUUGGCAUUCCAGUCCCCAAAUACUUGUCUUCAAUGAGCUCAGAUGGAACUCAGGAAGGUACCAUAGCUCCUAUGACGGGUACCAUUGAAAAGAUAUUUGUGAAAGUUGGAGACAGAGUAAAAGCUGGAGAUUCUCUAAUGGUUAUGCUUGCCAUGAAAAUGGAGCACACCAUAAAGGCUCCAAAGGAUGGCACGAUCAAGAAAGUGUUCUACAAAGAAGGUUCUCAGGCCAACAGACACGAACCUUUAAUCGAGUUUGAGGAAGAGGAAUCUGACAAAAGAAAAGCAGAGUAAACUCCAUCAAAGAAAUGCUCCAUUAAGCAGUAUCUUCAAUAUAGCAUCUCUACAAAAAGAGAAAGUGCCUUCCUGCUUUUCUCGGAGUCCAAUAAACAGCAGUUUCACUAAGUGAUUGUAUGAUUAGGCUAAAACACAUUUUUAUCUUUGAGAAUCAUGUACUUGGGUCACCAACACAAUAAAUUAUCUCAAAAUAUUUCAUACUAA